This is a messenger RNA of Camarhynchus parvulus, 840 nucleotides long. RefSeq names its product CD79a molecule (gene CD79A). The record is from RefSeq and is a predicted model, not a curated record. Gene Ontology annotation, biological process: B cell differentiation; B cell receptor signaling pathway. Gene Ontology annotation, molecular function: transmembrane signaling receptor activity. Gene Ontology annotation, cellular component: membrane; external side of plasma membrane; B cell receptor complex. The transcript is spliced from 5 exons. Bases 1 to 840 code for a protein of 279 amino acids. Lineage: Eukaryota; Metazoa; Chordata; Aves; Passeriformes; Thraupidae.
AUGGCGGCCGCUCCCCAAACCCGGGGGGCUCCCCCCAAACUGGGGGUCCCGAGCCCCCUCCUCAUCCUCAGCCUCCUCCUCCUCCCAGGUAUCACUGGGGGGGGGGCUGUACCCCCACCUGGCUGCCCCCGGCCGCCCCCCAGCUCGGAGCCGCGCCCCCCCCUCUCGGUGCCCACCAGCCCCGACCCCAGCCCCACGUGCGGCUCGUGGGGGAGGGGUCCGCGUGCAGCCGGGACCCCGUCCCGCUCGGGGGCCCCGGGCUCGGCGCUGACCCUCGAGUGCCGCUACGAGCCCGGGGACGCCAACGUCACCUGGCUGCAGGUGUGCCCUCGGCGCUACCUGGGCCGCGCCUGGAGCUGCACCUGGCCGCGGGAGGUGCCGGCCGAGGGCGGCGGCCGCCAGGUGAGCCUGGCGCGGCCCGGCGUGUCCGUGCUGAGCUUCGCGCACCUGCGGCACAACCACAGCGGGCUCUACUUCUGCCGCGCGCGGCGGGGCCCGGCGGCCGCGCAGUCCUGCGGCACCUUCGUCAGGGUGCGGGAGGCCGUGCCGGAGCCGUUGCUGCAGCUCGGGGACGCCACCAAGAACAGGAUCCUGGCGGCGCAGGGGGUGCUGCUGCUGCUGUGCGCCGCGGGGCCGGGGCUGCUGCUGCUCUUCAGGAAGCGCUGGGCCAACGAGCGGCUCCUGCAGCCCAAGAAAAUAUCCUUGGAGGAGGAAAACCUUUAUGAGGGGCUGAACCUGGACGAGUGCUCCAUGUACGAGGACAUUUCCCGGGGCGUCCAGCCCACCUACCAGGACGUGGGGACCCCCCCUGCCGCCGACAGCCUCCUGGAAAAGCCUUAA